Messenger RNA from Octopus sinensis (East Asian common octopus), 588 nucleotides. RefSeq names its product UDP-GlcNAc:betaGal beta-1,3-N-acetylglucosaminyltransferase 7-like. The record is from RefSeq and is a predicted model, not a curated record. The transcript is spliced from 3 exons. NCBI's taxonomy places the organism in Eukaryota, Metazoa, Mollusca, Cephalopoda, Octopoda, Octopodidae. Gene Ontology annotation, molecular function: oxidoreductase activity; hexosyltransferase activity. Gene Ontology annotation, cellular component: membrane. The coding region runs from base 1 to 588 and encodes 195 amino acids.
AUGUUUUUAGAUGAUUUAAAACAUAAAAAUCCAUUUCCCUGCCCGACCACCUACCGAGCAGCACUUUUACAUUAUGUUGACAUCACUUCCCCUCUUCGAAGAGAGGUCCUGCAGUUACUGCGUCCACAUGCCACUGACUCCAAUGAUGUACACGUGAUCAAUUCUCUUAUUGAAAAUAGUGGAGGCCAUUCAAUUAAAGUCAUUACUAUUACAUUACUGAUAGACUCCAACAACGUAAAACGACGAGAAAUAAUCAGAAAGACAUGGGGAAACAUGAGCGCUUAUCCAUUUACGGUCAAAAGAAUAUUUUCGGUCGCGCACGAUUCAAGUUUGAGAGAAAAAAUUCUGUCAGAAAACGAAAUAUAUAAUGACAUUUUGUAUUUGUCCGAAUUUCCAGAAAUGUAUAGCAAUUUAGCUCUUAAAAGUAACCUCGACACGAAAUAUGUGGCCAAAGUAGACGACGAUGUCUUCCUCAACCUAAAAGAGCUCAUUUCAAAGUUGGAGAAUAUCAACAAAAAAAAUUUCUUUCUUUGCAAAGAAAUGAUUAAAACUGUCCCAAUUCGUAGACCUGACUCUUUGUGGUACUGA